Tetrapisispora phaffii CBS 4417 is the source of this 2757-nucleotide messenger RNA. It is a transcript of the gene HSL7, whose product is annotated as protein arginine N-methyltransferase. Gene Ontology annotation, biological process: regulation of DNA-templated transcription. Gene Ontology annotation, cellular component: cytosol; nucleus. Lineage: Eukaryota; Fungi; Ascomycota; Saccharomycetes; Saccharomycetales; Saccharomycetaceae. Bases 1 to 2757 code for a protein of 918 amino acids. The record is from RefSeq and is a predicted model, not a curated record. The transcript has a single exon.
AUGAUUCAAAGCAACGUUUACGUCGGUAUUAAACCAAGCUUCAACAAAGUAGAUGAAUCCUUUUAUGAUGAGACAUAUUCAUCAAUACCUACUGUAAAUUUUGAUUAUGUUUUGUUGCCUAUAACGAAUCAAAGAUAUAGCCAAAUUGCAAUUAAAGCUGUUGAAAAUUAUAGAUUAUCACAAAAGGAAAGUUAUAAUUUAUUUUCAGAAUUAACUAUUCCUGAACCAAAAUUGCAAGAUCUUUAUAUACCUCCAUUUAAAUCCAAGGCAUCAUUAAAUGGUAGUGAUGGUCAAUAUAUUAUGCAUUUGGGUUUACUAGCGUCUUGGCUAGAUUUAGAUUCCAUGGAUCCAGUAAUAAGUGACUUUAGUUAUAAAGUUUUAUUAAAUGAAUGUAAGUACGCUAGAUUUGUAGGUAUUAGGAAGCUAUUAGUGGCACCACCGAGGGAUCUAUCAAAUUUGACUCCAUAUUCACAAACUAUAAACAGAUUAUUAAAUCAUGAAGUUCUUACAAUGGAACCUAAAAUUACAUUAUCAAUAUCACUACCUUUAGUUGAAGAUAGUGAACCAUUUGCUACAUGGGAAUUAUGGAAUACCGUGAGAAAGAUAUGUGAGUACAAUGAAUUACUGACCAUUUCAUUAGCUUUACCUAGAAUUAAAACACCAUCCUAUGUAUUAAAACGAUGGUUAUGCGAGCCAGUAUCAUGUUUAUUAAUAUCUUCUUCAAUCUUUGAAACUAAUCAGAAUAAUUAUCCUGUGUUACAUAAGUUUAAUCAAAAAAUACUGAGAGAAUUCCAAAGGAUUAACGGCAAUUCACAAAGUGAACAAGGUCAACUAUGUGUCAUACUACAUGGUAUGGAAAAACAUGCUGAUUUUAUUAGAGGAGGUUCUGUUUCAUAUCUUGAUUAUAUUAAUUUUUUGCUAAAGAAAGAAGAUAAAUUAAUAAUGGAUGAGUUUAAUAAAGAAGCCAUCAACAUGACCAAUGAACAAGGAAGUUCUAAUGCAAACUUAAUCAAUGAAGAUAAAUGGUUACCUAAAUUAAUGCCGCCUUUACUACCUAACUCUGAUAAUUUAACUAAUGAUACAUAUCUAGUUUUUGAAAAUGAUAGGACAAAGUAUGAUUUAUACCAUGAAGCUAUUCACCAGGCAAUUCAUGAUAAAUUGUCAUAUAUCCAACAUUUAAAAAGGAAUAACUCUCAAAAAUUUCAGAUUCUAGUCGCUGGUGCAGGCAGGGGUCCAUUAAUUGAUGAAACAUAUGAUAUUUUGAAGUACUAUAAUGUUUUAAAUAAGUGCAAGAUAAUUGCCAUUGAGAAAAAUUCACAAGCUUUUUUGUUUUUACAAAAGAAGAAAUUUGAUAAAUGGGUUGAUUCAGUUGAGUUAAUAAGAUGUGAUAUGAAAAAAUUAUCAAAUGAUUUUGGUAAAUUUGAUAUUGUAAUAAGUGAAUUAUUAGGAUCUUUUGGUUGUAACGAAUUAUCUCCUGAAUGUUUAAUUCAUAUUGAAGCCAAUUUUAGUCGUAAAGAGACAAUAUUUAUUCCAGAAUCAUAUUCGUCAUAUGUUGCACCAGCAUCUCUUCCAUUGGUAAGACAAAAAUUAGACAAAUUUUCAAAUGGAUUUGAAAAACCGUGGUUAGUGAAUAACAUUCCAUAUUGUAUUUUAUCUACUAAAAUCAAUAAGAUAUGGUCAUUUCAACAUCCAUUGUUAAAGACAGAAAAUCAAGACAAUAAACAUUUAUUUAAUAAGAAUAUUGAGAAUGGUGAAUUUAAAUUAAAACAUAAAUGUGAAAUAGAUGGGUUAAUUGGAUUUUUCAGUGCAACAUUGUAUAAUAAUAUUACUUUAUCUACUUUACCUGAGGGGUUUACGAUCAAUGAUCCAAGAAAAGAAUACGACACGAAGAUUACCACUAAUGAUAAAAAUGAAUCAAUUCAUACAAAAAAUUUAAAGUCAUGGGCACCCAUUUUUUUCCCUAUAACUAGUCCAUUAAGCAUAACUGAUGAUACUGAACUAUCUGUGUAUUUCAAUAGGAUUUCAGACAGUCAAUUAAAAAAAACAUGGUAUGAAUGGUCAUUAGAGAGUUUUAUAUACUUGGUAGUGUCCUCAACGUCACACAAACAGAACGGCAAUACCACAGUUGCUAGUAAGAGCAUCCAUAAUCAAGCAUCAUUAAAUGAACUUAGAGAGACAACCACAAUUAAGGAUGAACAGUCAUUGAUGGAGCUUAACGGUAGUGAAGAGGUACAACCACAACCAACACAACAAGAAUCGAAUAGAAACUACUAUUAUCAAAGUGAAUUUGAAACAGGAGGAUGGGAGAGUGUCAACGAUAUCCAUGAGUUAACAAGCGAUAUGAGUAGAUUGAAUACCGAUAACACAAAUGAAGAGAACAAAAUCAGUGCAACGUUUGAUUUAAAAGUAUCACCAACACAUGGUCGUCAUAACCAACCUAGUUUAAUCGAAGUUCAAAGCAUCGAUGAAGAUAGUCCAGAGAAUUUAGAUUAUUCAUAUGAACUCGAAGAAGAUUUUAAAGCCAUGAGAACAAAUAACAAUGAUAUCUCAACUCUAAAUGAUGAUACUAUGGACCAUGAUAACUCUUCGCAUAAGACAACAAAUAAAAAUAUGAAUACAACUGCAAACACAAAAACCUCCAGGGAUAUAAACACAAAUAAUACAAGCAACAAUCAAUUAGAGGUCAAUUUACGCAUUAGAACUGGAGUAACGAAAUUACAUAAUAUGAACGGUAAUAAAUCAUCCAUACCAUACUAA